Molecule: messenger RNA, 1710 nt
Organism: Alligator sinensis (Chinese alligator)
Lineage: Eukaryota; Metazoa; Chordata; Crocodylia; Alligatoridae
Gene: RENBP
Product: renin binding protein
Exons: 10
Coding region: 74-1333 (419 amino acids)
Biological process (GO): N-acetylmannosamine metabolic process; N-acetylglucosamine metabolic process; carbohydrate metabolic process
Molecular function (GO): peptidase inhibitor activity; N-acylglucosamine 2-epimerase activity
Source: RefSeq, a predicted model, not a curated record
UCCCGAGGCGUGGUCUGGUCUGGAUCUAACCACGCCCCCUCCCCGCGUGACUCGGCUCCACGCAGAGACCACGAUGGAGGCGGCGGCGGCGGGUUCGAACGCUGGGUCCAGAUCGGGUUCGGGCCCCGCUCCAGCUGCGCUGCCCCCUCUGGACGCUGAGUCGCGGGAGCUGCUCGAGGCCUGGCGGGACCGGGUCUCCUGCGAACUUGACACUGUCGUUGACUUCUGGAUCCGUCACUCGCACGACCCCGAGCACGGCCUCGGAAGGUGCCUAGGAGUCCUAGAGACUCCCAACUCCCCUCCAGCGCCCGAGGGGACUUUCAACCCAGGUGUCCGAGCGCUGACCACCCACCCUGCCCCCAGCGGGUUCUUUUCUUGUCUGAGCCGCGACGGGACCGUCUAUGACGAGACUAAGUACGUCUGGAUGCAGGGUCGGCAGGUCUGGGUCUACGCCCGCCUCUACCGCUCGGUCCCGCGGUUUCGGCGCCCGGAGCUACUAGAAGCAGCGCGGGCCGGGGGCGAGUUUCUGCUGCGCUGCGCGCGUCCGGACCCGCGUGUGCCCAAGGCCGCGUUCGCGCUGCUCCGAGACGGACGCGCGGCCAAGGUGCAGCGCUCUGUCUUCAGCGAGUGCUUCUGCGCGCUCGCGCUCGACGAGCUUGGCCGCGCCACCGGGAACGCGUGCUAUGAGGCGGCGGCGCGGGAGGGGCUGGAGGCGGCGGAGCGGUGGGCGCGGGAGGAGCCGAACGGGCCCGGGCGCCCCCCCCUCCUGCGCCUGCACCUGCAGCGUGGCAGGACUGCAGUGCUGGAGCACGUGUCCCAGGACGGGCUGGAGCUGCCGGGGAGCCUAGGCCGACUGCAGAACCCCGGGCACGCGAUCGAGGCGGGCUGGAUGCUCCUGCUCCACGCGCGGGCGCGGGGGGACAUGGCGGCGGCGGACGAGGCCAUCGACGGCUUCAUGCUGGGGCCGCUGGAUGCUGGCUGGGACUCGCCCCACGGAGGGCUACUGGCCUUCCACGACGCCGACGGGCUCUGCCCCACGCAGCUGGAGUGGGCGAUGAAGCUGUGGUGGCCCCACGCCGAGGCCCUUGUCGCGCUUCUCGCCGCCUUCGCUCAUCGCCGCGACCCAGCGCUACUGCGCCGCUUCGAGCAGGUGGCGGAGUUUACCUUCCAGCGGUUCCCAGACCCCGAGCAUGGCGAGUGGUUCGGGUACCUGAACCGGGACAGCAGCUUGGCCCUCUCCAUCAAGGGGGGGCCCUUCAAAGGCUGCUUUCAUGUGCCUCGAGCCUUGUACAUGUGCGAAGAGCUUCUGAACGAGAUCUUAGCUGGGCCGUAGCGCCUCCCCUCUCGGAUACCUGAGCUUCUGGGACAUCGCCCUCCCGUGGGGGAUAUUGGGUUUCCCGGAAACCUGGGUCCUCUGGGAGUCCGCCCAGACGCCUGGGUUCCUUGGGACACCUGCUGGACCCCUCCCAGACGUCCCCUACCUGCUGGAUCCCCCCUUCCCCCAGCCCUUCCCAUCUGGUCGACCUCCCACUGCCCCCACACCUGGGUGCUCUGGGAGUCCGCCCGGAUGCCUGGGUUCCCCCCAGCUUCUCCCCACCUUUUCUCCCCCCAGCUGCUGGACCCCCCUUUGACCCCUCCCCCACCACUUGGAAUCUGCUGAUCUCUGUCCUCCGCCCUUCCUCCCCUAAUAAAUGUGGAGUCUGUCCUGUC